UCUUCUGCUAACUAGCAGUUAGCCAUGGAUACACUAAAGUUUAUGAUUCUGCUCUUAUGGAUGUGUGGAGGACAGGCACAGCACAGCCUGCAGAAAACAUACAGAGAUGCAGCAGUGCUGACCUCUUGCGACUUUAACCAGGACAGUGAACCAUUCUGCAAGUUCCUCCAGGAUAGCACAGACAACGGUGACUGGACCCGACAGAAAGGUCCAACCCCGACAUCUGGCACUGGCCCCAGUGGAGACUACCCUGAUGGAAAGGGCUUCUAUAUCUACCAGGAGUGUGACAAUGUGUCUAAUGGACAGAAAGUUCGUCUGCUGAGCCCUGCCCUCUCAUCAUCGGCCUCUCAGAUCUGUGUCCAGUUUCGAUACUACAUGUACGGCUCGGACAGUGCAAAUGUGUUUAGGGUUCUGGUUAGGAGGCCCAGCAGUGAGCAGGAGGUCUGGAAGAGGACAGGUAUGCAGAGUCCAUCCUGGCUAAAGGGAUCUGUCACCGUGUCCAAACCCAGCAGUGAGAGCGUUACCAUUGUGUUUGAGGCUCAGAGAGGCUUGACUUCUUCCUGUGACACCGCUCUGGACAACAUCAUCAUCACUGAAGGAGCAUGUCCCUCUUGUGUUUCUGACUGCGAUUUUGACACUGACCUGUGUGGGUGGACGAGUCAUACUGAGGAUCCUGACUUAUUUGGCUUUGAACAGUGGUCCGGGAAUACGAACACUGAAGGCACUGGCCCUGAUGAUGACUUCUCCAAACCUGGAUUUGGCUCCUACAUGUUGAUGGAUUCUAGUGAGGCUGUCCCUGGAGCCAAGUCUCAGCUCAUAAGUCCUGAAAUAACUCCGGCGUCUGGAUGUCUGGACCUCACCUUCCACUACUACCUGUACGGCACCAGCACCACUAUGGAGCUCAGUGUCCACACCAUCACUCCAGGUGGAAGCCUUGGACCUGCUCUCUUCACUGUGAGGGGGAACCAGGGUCAGGGCUGGAAGCCUGCCGAGGCCCAGUACUUGGGAACUGCUGCCAUUCAGUUUGUGAUUGUGGGUACCUUUGGAGAAACUCCUGAGACAGAUAUUGCCGUUGAUGCUGUGUGUGUCACGCCUUGCAAAGCUCAGCCAACAACUCCUCUACCACCAAUAACAACUCCAACAACACCUAAACCAACAACUCCAGGACCAACUACACCUAAACCUACAACUCCAGGACCAACUACACCUAAACCAACAACUCCAGGACCAACUACACCUAAACCAACAACUCCAGGACCAACUACACCUAAACCUACAACUCCAGGACCAACUACACCUAAACCAACAACUCCAGGACCAACUACACCUAAACCAACAACUCCAGGACCAACUACACCUAAACCAACAACUCCAGGACCAACCACAGCCAAGCCACCAAAACCAUGCCCUCCUGAUGCAGAUUAUAUAGAAUGUGGCCCAGCUUGUAUCCCCACCUGUAUGGAACCCUCCACCAACUGUUCUGGCUCCUGUAUCAGUGGCUGCUUCUGCAAACCAGGGUUUGUCUUCAAAGGACGGCACUGUGUGCCAUUGGAGAAAUGUGGCUGUCUGGACGGCCAGAAUAACUAUUAUGAGCCUGGCGAGAUCAUAUUUGGAGAUGGCUGCUCAACGCUGUGUCGCUGUGCAGGGAACUACUCUUUGGAAUGUGUUGAUAACUCCUGUGACCCUACUGAAGAGUGCCGCGAGGUCAAUGGUGUUUCAGGCUGCUAUCCUAAAGGUACAUCCACAUGCGUAGCGUCUGGUGAUCCCCACUACACCACUUUUGACAAACGCAACUACAACUUCAUGGGCAACUGUAGCUACUUGAUGUCUGGACCCUGCAAUACAACAACUCUGCCAUUCUUUGAGGUCCAUGCCGACAAUGAACAUCGCUUUAACACACCCACCAUCUCCUAUGUGAAGGCCGUACAUAUGUAUAUGCGCAUGUUGAAGAUCUCCAUUCUCAAAGGUGGCACUGUGCAGGUAAAUGGGACCAAUGUAAACGUGCCAGUGUCUCCGGCCCCUGGUGUCUCUGUGUUCAUGUCAGGAAAGUUCUACACUGUACACAUGGACUUUGGUGUGACUGUUCGUUAUGAUGGAAACCACUUCAUGGACAUCAAAGUGAUCAAAGACUAUGAGAACCAGCUGUGUGGCCUGUGUGGAGAUUACGAUGGAGAUGCCAAAGAUGACUUCCGUAAACCAGAUGGAUCGUUGACCGACAAUGCCAAUGACUUUGGACACAGCUGGAACACCGAUUCAGAGUGUAAUAAGAAACCCAACACCACCAUCCCUGAGUGUGAUGGAGAGCAAGAACUGUAUGAGAGCUCUGGAUACUGUGGCAUCCUGCUGGAAAAGGGUCCCUUCGCUGUGUGCCACCCCAGAGUCAACCCAAAUAAUUACUUCAAGGACUGUGUCUUUGACCUGUGUGCGCUGGAUGGAGCCAAGCCCGUUCUGUGUGAAGCCAUAGAAGCCUACGUCAAUGAAUGCCAGGACCGCGGGGUGAACAUCGGACCCUGGAGGAAUAGCACCUUCUGCCCUCUGGACUGCGGCCCAAACAGCCACUAUGAGCCCUGUGCAGACCCCUGUCAGGAGACGUGUACUGGGAAACCUCCCUCCUGCGGUGGGCCCUGCUCUGAAAGCUGUGUGUGUGAUCCUGGCUACGUCCUGAGUGCCGGCAAGUGCGUCAGGAAGAGUUCUUGUGGCUGCACCUACAACGGCCAGUAUUAUGAGCCUGGAGACGAGUUUUAUCAGGCGGACUGUAUGUUGAAGUGUAAGUGCAAUGCUCCCUUCGUUACCUGUGCGGCCUCUGAAUGUCCCCCAAUGCACGAGUGUAAACACAAGGAUGGAGAGCUGGGCUGCUAUCCCACCAGCUCUCAGGACUGUGUGGUGUCUGGAGAUCCUCACUACAACACGUUUGACAAAAAGUUCUACAGCUUCAUGGGAACAUGUACCUACACCCUGGCCAGAACCUGCAAGAACACCACAGGUCCCUGGUUCUCAGUGGAGGGGAAGAAUGAGGAGAGAGGAAUGCCAGGGUUGUCCUACCUGAGAAAGCUCUACGUGACUGUGAAUGGAAUCACUGUGACCCUGAUGAAGGCCAGGAGGACGCUGGUGAACGGACUGCGAGUGUCCCUCCCUCACUCCCCCUCCCCUCUCAUCUCUCUCAGUCUGGCCGGCCAGUACAUCACCCUGCAGACGCCCUUCGGCCUCCGGGUGCGCUGGGACGGAAACCAUUACGCCCAGAUCUCUGUUCCCAGCUCCUACCACGACCAGAUGUGCGGCCUCUGCGGCGACUACGACGGGAACCCGAACAACGACUUCACCAAGCCAGAUGGCACUCUGGGAGGCAACGUCAACGACUUCGGCAACAGCUGGCAGACAAAAGAAGACGAGGAUGACUCGUGUAGCCAAGGCACCGGGCCCAGCCCAGACUGUGACCCCAAACUGGAGGCCGAGGUGGUGAAGCCAGACAAAUGUGGCAAACUCAAAGACCCUGCUGGACCCUUCAGGGAGUGUAUCGGUGUGGUGAAUCCCACUCCGUUCUUCCAGAGCUGUGUGUAUGACAUGUGCCAGUUCCAAGGCCAGCAGCAUGUGCUGUGUGACCAGCUCCAGGCCUACACCGACGCCUGCCAGAGCGCCGGAGCCAAAGUCCACCCGUGGAGGACUCCAAGCUUCUGUCCCCUGGCCUGUCCUCCCAACAGCUCCUACUCCCUGUGUGUGAGUUCAUGUCCGGAGACGUGUCUGGGUGUGUCUGGACCCCCCGGUUGCGAGGACCUGUGUGUGGAGGGCUGCGAGUGUAAGCCGGGCUUCAUCCUCAGCAACGACAAGUGUGUGUCCCUGAAAGACUGCGGCUGCGUGGACCCCAGUGGAUCCUAUCACCCUGUGGAUGAUAACUGGUACCUGGAGGGUUGUGAGCAGAAGUGUGUGUGUCACAGCGGAGGUUUGAUCCAGUGUCACAACAGCAGCUGUAAGCCGACCACUGAGAGCUGCCAGCUACACGACGGAGAAUAUGAAUGUCGUCCUCUGGGACCAACUACACCUAAACCAACAACUCCAGGACCAACUACACCUAAACCAACAACUCCAGGACCAACUACACCUAAACCACCAACUCCAGGACCAACUACAUCUAAACCAACAACUCCAGGACCAACUACACCUAAACCUACAACUCCAGGACCAACUACACCUAAACCAACAACUCCAGGACCAACUACACCUAAACCUACAACUCCAGGACCAACUACACCUAAACCAACAACACCUAAACCAACAACUCCAGGACCAACUACACCUAAACCAACAACUCCAGGACCAACCACAGCUAAGCCACCAAAACCAUGCCCUCCUGAUGCAGAUUAUAUAGAAUGUGGCCCAGCUUGUAUCCCCACCUGUAUGGAACCCUCCACCAACUGUUCUGGCUCCUGUAUCAGUGGCUGCUUCUGCAAACCAGGGUUUGUCUUCAAAGGACGGCACUGUGUGCCAUUGGAGAAAUGUGGCUGGACUACGGGCCAGAAUAACUAUUAUGAGCCUGGCGAGAUCAUAUUUGGAGAUGGCUGCUCAACGCUGUGUCGCUGUGCAGGGAACUACUCUUUGGAAUGUGUUGAUAACUCCUGUGACCCUACUGAAGAGUGCCGCGAGGUCAAUGGUGUUUCAGGCUGCUAUCCUAAAGGUACAUCCACAUGCGUAGCGUCUGGUGAUCCCCACUACACCACUUUUGACAAACGCAACUACAACUUCAUGGGCAACUGUAGCUACUUGAUGUCUGGACCCUGCAAUACAACAACUCUGCCAUUCUUUGAGGUCCAUGCCGACAAUGAACAUCGCUUUAACACACCCACCAUCUCCUAUGUGAAGGCCGUACAUGUAUAUGUGCGCAUGUUGAAGAUCUCCAUUCUCAAAGGUGGCACUGUGCAGGUAAAUGGGACCAAUGUAAACGUGCCAGUGUCUCCGGCCCCUGGUGUCUCUGUGUUCAAGUCAGGAAAGUUCUACACUGUAUCCAUGGACUUUGGUGUGACUGUUCGUUAUGAUGGAAACCACUUCAUGGACAUCAAAGUGAUCAAAGACUAUGAGAACCAGCUGUGUGGCCUGUGUGGAGAUUACGAUGGAGAUGCCAAAGAUGACUUCCGUAAACCAGAUGGAUCGUUGACCGACAAUGCCAAUGACUUUGGACACAGCUGGAACACCGAUUCAGAGUGUAAUAAGAAACCCAACACCACCAUCCCUGAGUGUGAUGGAGAGCAAGAACUGUAUGAGAGCUCUGGAUACUGUGGCAUCCUGCUGGACAAAAAGGGUCCCUUCGCUGUGUGCCACCCCAGAGUCAACCCAAAUAAUUACUUCAAGGACUGUGUCUUUGACCUGUGUGCACUGGAUGGAGCCAAGCCCGUUCUGUGUGAAGCCAUAGAAGCCUACGUCAAUGAAUGCCAGGACCGCGGGGUGAACAUCGGACCCUGGAGGAAUAGCACCUUCUGCCCUCUGGACUGCGGCCCAAACAGCCACUAUGAGCCCUGUGCAGACCCCUGUCAGGAGACGUGUACUGGGAAACCUCCCUCCUGCAGUGGGCCCUGCUCUGAAAGCUGUGUGUGUGAUCCUGGCUACGUCCUGAGUGCCGGCAAGUGCGUCAGGAAGAGUUCUUGUGGCUGCACCUACAACGGCCAGUAUUAUGAGUUUUAUCAGGCGGACUGUAUGUUGAAGUGUAAGUUCGAUGCUCCCUCGCUACUUAGCGCCGCCUCUGAAUGUCCCCCAAUGCACGAGUGUAAACACAAGGAUGGAGAGCUGGGCUGCUAUCCCACCAGCUCUCAGGACUGUGUGGUGUCUGGAGAUCCUCACUACAACACGUUUGACAAAAAGUUCUACAGCUUCAUGGGAACAUGUACCUACACCCUGGCCAGAACCUGCAAGAACACCACAGGUCCCUGGUUCUCAGUGGAGGGGAAGAAUGAGGAGAGAGGAAUGCCAGGGUUGUCCUACCUGAGAAAGCUCUACGUGACUGUGAAUGGAAUCACUGUGACCCUGAUGAAGGCCAGGAGGACGCUGGUGAACGGACUGCGAGUGUCCCUCCCUCACUCCCCCUCCCCUCUCAUCUCUCUCAGUCUGGCCGGCCAGUACAUCACCCUGCAGACGCCCUUCGGCCUCCGGGUGCGCUGGGACGGAAACCAUUACGCCCAGAUCUCUGUUCCCAGCUCCUACCACGACCAGAUGUGCGGCCUCUGCGGGCGUACGCACCGGAAACCGAACAACGACUUUACCAAGCCAGAUGGCACUCUGGGAGGCAACGUCAACGACUUCGGCAACAGCUGGCAGACAAAAGAAGACGAGGAUGACUCGUGUAGCCAAGGCACCGGGCCCAGCCCAGACUGUGACCCCAAACUGGAGGCCGAGGUGGUGAAGCCAGACAAAUGUGGCAAACUCAAAGACCCUGCUGGACCCUUCAGGGAGUGUAUCGGUGUGGUGAAUCCCACUCCGUUCUUCCAGAGCUGUGUGUAUGACAUGUGCCAGUUCCAAGGCCAGCAGCAUGUGCUGUGUGACCAGCUCCAGGCCUACACCGACGCCUGCCAGAGCGCCGGAGCCAAAGUCCACCCGUGGAGGACUCCAAGCUUCUGUCCCCUGGCCUGUCCUCCCAACAGCUCCUACUCCCUGUGUGUGAGUUCGUUUCCGGAGACGUGUGGUGUGUCUGGACCCCCGGUUCGCAGGACCUGUGUGUGGAGGGGCUGCGAGUGUAAGCCGGGCUUUAUCCUCAGCAACGACAAGUGUGUGUCCCUGAAAGACCUGCGGGCGGACCCCAGUGGAUCCUAUCACCCUGUGGAUGAUAACUGGUACCUGGAGGGUUGUGAGCAGAAGUGUGUGUACAGCGGAGGUUUGAUCCAGUGUCACAACAGCAGCUGUAGGCCGACCCAACUGAGAGCUGCCAGCUACGACGGAGAAUAUGAAUGUCGUCCUCUGGAACCAUGCCCUCCUGAUGCAGAUUAUAUAGAAUGUGGCCCAGCUUGUAUCCCCACCUGUAUGGAACCCUCCACCAACUGUUCUGGCUCCUGUAUCAGUGGCUGCUUCUGCAAACCAGGGUUUGUCUUCAAAGGACGGCACUGUGUGCCAUUGGAGAAAUGUGGCUGUCUGGACGGCCAGAAUAACUAUUAUGAGCCUGGCGAGAUCAUAUUUGGAGAUGGCUGCUCAACGCUGUGUCGCUGUGCAGGGAACUACUCUUUGGAAUGUGUUGAUAACUCCUGUGACCCUACUGAAGAGUGCCGCGAGGUCAAUGGUGUUUCAGGCUGCUAUCCUAAAGGUACAUCCACAUGCGUAGCGACUAGUGAUCCCCACUACACCACUUUUGACAAACGCAACUACAACUUCAUGGGCAACUGUAGCUACUUGAUGUCUGGACCCUGCAAUACAACAACUCUGCCAUUCUUUGAGGUCCAUGCCGACAAUGAACAUCGCUUUAACACACCCACCAUCUCCUAUGUGAAGGCCGUACAUGUAUAUGUGCGCAUGUUGAAGAUCUCCAUUCUCAAAGGUGGCACUGUGCAGGUGAAUGGGACCAAUGUAAACGUGCCAGUGUCUCCGGCCCCUGGUGUCUCUGUGUUCAAGUCAGGAAAGUUCUACACUGUAUCCAUGGACUUUGGUGUGACUGUUCGUUAUGAUGGAAACCACUUCAUGGACAUCAAAGUGAUCAAAGACUAUGAGAACCAGCUGUGUGGCCUGUGUGGAGAUUACGAUGGAGAUGCCAAAGAUGACUUCCGUAAACCAGAUGGAUCGUUGACCGACAAUGCCAAUGACUUUGGACACAGCUGGAACACCGAUUCAGAGUGUAAUAAGAAACCCAACACCACCAUCCCUGAGUGUGAUGGAGAGCAAGAACUGUAUGAGAGCUCUGGAUACUGUGGCAUCCUGCUGGAAAAGGGUCCCUUCGCUGUGUGCCACCCCAAAGUCAACCCAAAUAAUUACUUCAAGGACUGUGUCUUUGACCUGUGUGCGCUGGAUGGAGCCAAGCCCGUUCUGUGUGAAGCCAUAGAAGCCUACGUCAAUGAAUGCCAGGACCGCGGGGUGAACAUCGGACCCUGGAGGAAUAGCACCUUCUGCCCUCUGGACUGCGGCCCAAACAGCCACUAUGAGCCCUGUGCAGACCCCUGUCAGGAGACGUGUACUGGGAAACCUCCCUCCUGCAGUGGGCCCUGCUCUGAAAGCUGUGUGUGUGAUCCUGGCUACGUCCUGAGUGCCGGCAAGUGCGUCAGGAAGAGUUCUUGUGGCUGCACCUACAACGGCCAGUAUUAUGAGCCUGGAGACGAGUUUUAUCAGGCGGACUGUAUGUUGAAGUGUAAGUGCAAUGCUCCCUUCGUUACCUGUGCGGCCUCUGAAUGUCCCCCAAUGCACGAGUGUAAACACAAGGAUGGAGAGCUGGGCUGCUAUCCCACCAGCUCUCAGGACUGUGUGGUGUCUGGAGAUCCUCACUACACGCGUACAAAAAUUAAAAAAAAAAAUACAACAGUGACCUGUGUGUACCCUUCCUGUGCAGGUCCCUGGUUCUCAGUGGAGGGGAAGAAUGAGGAGAGAGGAAUGCCAGGGUUGUCCUACCUGAGAAAGCUCUACGUGACUGUGAAUGGAAUCACUGUGACCCUGAUGAAGGCCAGGAGGACGCUGGUGAACGGACUGCGAGUGUCCCUCCCUCACUCCCCCUCCCCUCUCAUCUCUCUCAGUCUGGCCGGCCAGUACAUCACCCUGCAGACGCCCUUCGGCCUCCGGGUGCGCUGGGACGGAAACCAUUACGCCCAGAUCUCUGUUCCCAGCUCCUACCACGACCAGAUGUGCGGCCUCUGCGGCGACUACGACGGGAACCCGAACAACGACUUUACCAAGCCAGAUGGCACUCUGGGAGGCAACGUCAACGACUUCGGCAACAGCUGGCAGACAAAAGAAGACGAGGAUGACUCGUGUAGCCAAGGCACCGGGCCCAGCCCAGACUGUGACCCCAAACUGGAGGCCGAGGUGGUGAAGCCAGACAAAUGUGGCAAACUCAAAGACCCUGCUGGACCCUUCAGGGAGUGUAUCGGUGUGGUGAAUCCCACUCCGUUCUUCCAGAGCUGUGUGUAUGACAUGUGCCAGUUCCAAGGCCAGCAGCAUGUGCUGUGUGACCAGCUCCAGGCCUACACCGACGCCUGCCAGAGCGCCGGAGCCAAAGUCCACCCGUGGAGGACUCCAAGCUUCUGUCCCCUGGCCUGUCCUCCCAACAGCUCCUACUCCCUGUGUGUGAGUUCGUGUCCGGAGACGUGUCUGGGUGUGUCUGGACCCCCCGGUUGCGAGGACCUGUGUGUGGAGGGCUGCGAGUGUAAGCCGGGCUUCAUCCUCAGCAACGACAAGUGUGUGUCCCUGAAAGACUGCGGCUGCGUGGACCCCAGUGGAUCCUAUCACCCUGUGGAUGAUAACUGGUACCUGGAGGGUUGUGAGCAGAAGUGUGUGUGUCACAGCGGAGGUUUGAUCCAGUGUCACAACAGCAGCUGUAGGCCGACCACUGAGAGCUGCCAGCUACACGACGGAGAAUAUGAAUGUCGUCCUCUGGGACCAACUACACCUAAACCAACAACUCCAGGACCAACUACACCUAAACCUACAACUCCAGGACCAACUACACCUAAACCAACAACUCCAGGACCAACUACACCUAAACCAACAACUCCAGGACCAACCACAGCUAAACCGCCAAAACCAUGCCCUCCUGAUGCAGAUUAUAUAGAAUGUGGCCCAGCUUGUAUCCCCACCUGUAUGGAACCCUCCACCAACUGUUCUGGCUCCUGUAUCAGUGGCUGCUUCUGCAAACCAGGGUUUGUCUUCAAAGGACGGCACUGUGUGCCAUUGGAGAAAUGUGGCUGUCUGGACGGCCAGAAUAACUAUUAUGAGCCUGGCGAGAUCAUAUUUGGAGAUGGCUGCUCAACGCUGUGUCGCUGUGCAGGGAACUACUCUUUGGAAUGUGUUGAUAACUCCUGUGACCCUACUGAAGAGUGCCGCGAGGUCAAUGGUGUUUCAGGCUGCUAUCCUAAAGGUACAUCCACAUGCGUAGCGACUAGUGAUCCCCACUACACCACUUUUGACAAACGCAACUACAACUUCAUGGGCAACUGUAGCUACUUGAUGUCUGGACCCUGCAAUACAACAACUCUGCCAUUCUUUGAGGUCCAUGCCGACAAUGAACAUCGCUUUAACACACCCACUAUCUCCUAUGUGAAGGCCGUACAUGUAUAUGUGCGCAUGUUGAAGAUCUCCAUCCUCAAAGGUGGCACUGUGCAGGUGAAUGGGACCAAUGUAAACGUGCCAGUGUCUCCGGCCCCUGGUGUCUCUGUGUUCAAGUCAGGAAAGUUCUACACUGUAUCCAUGGACUUUGGUGUGACUGUUCGUUAUGAUGGAAACCACUUCAUGGACAUCAAAGUGAUCAAAGACUAUGAGAACCAGCUGUGUGGCCUGUGUGGAGAUUACGAUGGAGAUGCCAAAGAUGACUUCCGUAAACCAGAUGGAUCGUUGACCGACAAUGCCAAUGACUUUGGACACAGCUGGAACACCGAUUCAGAGUGUAAUAAGAAACCCAACACCACCAUCCCUGAGUGUGAUGGAGAGCAAGAACUGUAUGAGAGCUCUGGAUACUGUGGUAUCCUGCUGGACAAAAAGGGUCCCUUUGCUGUGUGCCACCCCAAAGUCAACCCAAAUAAUUACUUCAAGGACUGUGUCUUUGACCUGUGUGCGCUGGAUGGAGCCAAGCCCGUUCUGUGUGAAGCCAUAGAAGCCUACGUCAAUGAAUGCCAGGACCGCGGGGGGAACAUCGGACCCUGGAGGAAUAGCACCUUCUGCCCUCUGGACUGCGGCCCAAACAGCCACUAUGAGCCCUGUGCAGACCCCUGUCAGGAGACGUGUACUGGGAAACCUCCCUCCUGCAGUGGGCCCUGCUCUGAAAGCUGUGUGUGUGAUCCUGGCUACGUCCUGAGUGCCGGCAAGUGCGUCAGGAAGAGUUCUUGUGGCUGCACCUACAACGGCCAGUAUUAUGAGCCUGGAGACGAGUUUUAUCAGGCGGACUGUAUGUUGAAGUGUAAGUGCGAUGCUCCCUUCGUUACCUGUGCGGCCUCUGAAUGUCCCCCAAUGCACGAGUGUAAACACAAGGAUGGAGAGCUGGGCUGCUAUCCCACCAGCUCUCAGGACUGUGUGGUGUCUGGAGAUCCUCACUACAACACGUUUGACAAAAAGUUCUACAGCUUCAUGGGAACAUGUACCUACACCCUGGCCAGAACCUGCAAGAACACCACAGGUCCCUGGUUCUCAGUGGAGGGGAAGAAUGAGGAGAGAGGAAUGCCAGGGUUGUCCUACCUGAGAAAGCUCUACGUGACUGUGAAUGGAAUCACUGUGACCCUGAUGAAGGCCAGGAGGACGCUGGUGAACGGACUGCGAGUGUCCCUCCCUCACUCCCCCUCCCCUCUCAUCUCUCUCAGUCUGGCCGGCCAGUACAUCACCCUGCAGACGCCCUUCGGCCUCCGGGUGCGCUGGGACGGAAACCAUUACGUCCAGAUCUCUGUUCCCAGCUCCUACCACGACCAGAUGUGCGGCCUCUGCGGCGACUACGACGGGAACCCGAACAACGACUUUACCAAGCCAGAUGGCACUCUGGGAGGCAACGUCAACGACUUCGGCAACAGCUGGCAGACAAAAGAAGACGAGGAUGACUCGUGUAGCCAAGGCACCGGGCCCAGCCCAGACUGUGACCCCAAACUGGAGGCCGAGGUGGUGAAGCCAGACAAAUGCGGCAAACUCAAAGACCCUGCUGGACCCUUCAGGGAGUGUAUCGGUGUGGUGAAUCCCACUCCGUUCUUCCAGAGCUGUGUGUAUGACAUGUGCCAGUUCCAAGGCCAGCAGCAUGUGCUGUGUGACCAGCUCCAGGCCUACACCGACGCCUGCCAGAGCGCCGGAGCCAAAGUCCACCCGUGGAGGACUCCAAGCUUCUGUCCCCUGGCCUGUCCUCCCAACAGCUCCUACUCCCUGUGUGUGAGGUUCGUCGCGGAGACGUGUCUGGGUGUGUCUGGACCCCGGUCUGCCGAGGACCUGUGUGUGGAGGGCUGCGAGUGUAAGCCGGGCUUCAUCCUCAGCAACGACAAGUGUGUGUCCCUGAAAGACUGCGGCUGCGUGGACCCCAGUGGAUCCUAUCACCCUGUGGAUGAUAACUGGUACCUGGAGGGUUGUGAGCAGAAGUUGUGUGGCCACAGCGGAGGUUUGAUCCAGUGUCACAACAGCAGCUGUAGGCCGACCACUGAGAGCUGCCAGCUACACGACGGAGAAUAUGAAUGUCGUCCUCUGGGAAAUGGUAUGUGCUCAGUAUGUGGCGAUCCCCACUACACCACCUUUGACAAACACACCCACCAUUAUAUGGGAGCGUGCUCCUACACCCUGUCCAAACCCUGCAACGCCUCCUCCGGCAUGCCCUACUUCACCGUGGACACCCAGAACGAGCACAGAGGGAGCAGUAAGAAGAUUUCCUACGUCAAGGCCGUGGUGAUCAAUGUGAGCGGCGUGACGGUCAUCCUCGGCAAGGGUCGCACAGUCCAGGUCAAUGGGACGGUGGUUGUUCCCCCCGUCACCUCCAUCAGCGGAGUAAAAAUCUACCUGAGCGGCAAGUUUGUUGUCCUGGAGACAUCCUUCGGCCUGAGGGUGCGUUUCGAUGGCAACCACCACGCUGACGUUACCGUGCCGACCUCCUACAAUGGCCUGCUCUGUGGCAUGUGUGGAAAUUUCAACGGAAACUCCAAAGAUGACAACUUGAAACCAGACAAUAAACCGGCCGCUAACACCAACGAACUUGGAGACAGCUGGCAGGUUCCUGACCCCCGGCCAGACUGCACCAACGGGGGAGGAGCGGACGACUGUGACAAAAAGGUGGAGGAGGAGGCCAAGAAGCCCACCAGCUGCGGCAUGAUCACCGAUCCCAAAGGUAUCUUUAAGCCGUGCCACUCGGUCGUGCCUCCCGAGCCGUACUUUGGAAACUGUGUGUACGACAUGUGUGCCACCGGCGGUCAGACCGUGGCUCUGUGCCAGGCCGUAGAGAGCUACGCCGACAUGUGUGCUGCUGCCGGAGUCUCCAUCGCAUGGAGAAACAACACCUUCUGUCCUCUUAAGUGCCCCCCAGGCAGUCAGUACAGCCCGUGCGGCCCCGCCUGCUCCCAGCCCAGCUGUCAGGACCCCGUGAGCCCUGGCGGCUCCUGCAACCAGCCCUGUGUGGAGGGAUGCGUCUGCAACCCUGGCUUGGUCCUCAGCGGAGACAAAUGCGUCCCGCUCAGCGAGUGCGGAUGUACCGACCAAGACGGACACUACAGGCCGGUGGGAGAUAGUUGGUUCACAGAGAAGGACUGCUCCGAGCGCUGCAAGUGUAACGGCAACAAAAACAUCACCUGCGAGCCGUGGCAGUGCAGCCCGGCCCAGGAGUGUAAAGUUGUAGAAGGAGUGCUGGAUUGCCAUUCUACAGGGAAAGGAGUGUGCCACGUGGCUGGAGAUCCUCACUACUACACCUUUGAUGGUGUGAUGCACACGUACAUGGGCACGUGCACUUACACUCUGGUGGAGGUGUGUAACACCACCAAGGUAACUCCCUUCAAGAUCGUGGCUAAAAACGAGGAGCGCGGUCAGCCAGAGGCCUCCUAUGUCCGCUCUGUCACAGUCUACCUGCCUCAUGACACUGUGGUUGAGCUGCAGAAGAGCCGCAGAGUUCUGCUGAAUGAACGGCGGGUGCGAACCCCAGUUUCCAUUGACGUGGCCGGAGCCAAGGUGAUAACCAGCGGAUCCUACAGUCUGCUGGACACAAACUUUGGUCUGCAGGUCAAGUUUGACGGAGUCCAUCACCUGGAGAUUACUGUUCCUGGAGAAUACUAUAACAAGCUGUGUGGAAUGUGUGGGAACUACAACCACAACUCCUCCGAUGACAACCUGAUGCCCAACAAGAAGCCAGCCAAGGAUGUGAUUGAACUGGGCAACAGCUGGAAAUCAGACGGAGACAGUGAUCCUGGCUGUCAGCCAGACACCCGUCCAGACGUCCACCCCAACUGCACGGCAGAGGAGGAGAAGCGGUUCGAGGCUCAGUGUGCCGAGGUCAUCCUCUCCGACCGCUUCAAGCCCUGCCACUCCUUCGUGCCCCCCGAGGCCUUCCUGGGUAACUGCGUCUACGACAUGUGCGAGUACGACGGCAUGCCGGCCACUCUCUGUGACAACGUGGAGGCCUACGCUCAGGCCUGUCAGAGCGCCGGAGUCACCAUCAGCUGGAGGAACAACACCUUCUGUCCCAUGCCCUGCCCUCCCAAAAGCCACUACUCUGACUGCACCGCCCCCUGCCCCCCCACCUGCUCCGACCUCUUCCCCAUCUUCUGCCACCUCCCCCCGACCACCUGUGUGGAGGGCUGCCAGUGUGACGCCGGCUUCGUUCUCAGCGACAACGUGUGCGUUCCUCUAGACAAAUGUGGCUGUGUGGACUCAGAUGGAGAGUACCAUGAUGUGGGAGACUCGUGGCUGACAAAUAGAUGUACCGACAGGUGUACCUGUAACCUUGGCGGCAAAAUCGCGUGUAAGGAACACAGCUGUAACUCCAACGCCGUGUGUGCCCUGGACAAGAAUGGAGACCUGACCUGCAAACCCACCAAGUUUGACAAGUGCAGCAUCCAAGGGGAUCCUCACCACCGAACAUUUGAUGGUUUCACCCAUCAUUUCCAGGGCGCCUACACCUACGUCCUGACCCAGAGCUACGACCCGGACAACUCCCUGACGCCGCUGGUGGUGAGGGGGAAGAACAUCAGGCGCGGGGGGAACCAGAGGAUCUCCCUCCUGGAUCAGAUGUACAUCGACGUUUACGGUUUCAACGUUCGCUUCCUGCAGAAGAAGCAAGUCCUGGUGAAUGGGGAGCGUGUGGCCCCCCCUCUCAGUCCAGUUGCCGGUUUGACCAUCACGAUGAACUCCAGGCAGGUCCAGCUCGCCACUGACUUUGGACUCACAGUUCGCUUUGACGGCAACUACCGCGGAGAGAUCAUACUGCCCAGCACCUAUAAGAACUCUGUCAGAGGGCUGUGCGGAAACUACGACGGCGUCACCAGAAACGAGUACAUUAAGCCGGACGGAACGCUGGUCCGGGACCUGAACACGUUUGGAGAAAGCUGGAGGGUCAGUGAGCGGCAGGCGGGCGGACUGAGAACCUCCAACCUUCCUCACACAGUCCACAGGCACGAGGCGGAGACUGAUCUGGAUUCAGGAUUUGAGACAUCGGACUGCUCCCAGUCUCAGCUCAAUAACUACCUCAGUGUGGCUCAGUGUGGAGCACUGUCUCACUCCGAGGGGCCAUUUGCUGCCUGCCACGCAGCCCUGGAACCUCAAAUCUACCAGGAUGACUGUGUGUUUGACCUGUGUGCUGAGGAUGGCAGUGCAGUGCUGCGUUGUGCCAGUUAUGAAGCGUACGCCGCAGCGUGUCAGGAGGCUGGAGUCAAACUGGGGCACUGGAGGCAGCAGCUGGGCUGUGUCCUGUCCUGUGACGCCAACAGCACCUACUCCCCCUGCAUGUCCCCUUGCCCCGCCUCAUGCGCUGACCUGGCAGCACCCUCCGAGUGUGACAUCACUUCCUGCAUGGAGGGCUGCCAGUGUGCCGCCGGCUUCGUCAUGAGCGAGGGAAGCUGUGUGCCAUACACGCAGUGUGGCUGCACCUUCCUCAGCAGAUACUACACUCUGAACGAGAAGUUUGUGACCGAGGACUGUUCCCAGGCCUGUGAAUGCACCAGCCUGGGCGCCGUGUGCCAGCCCAAGACCUGCCAGAGCGGAGACGUCUGCACCGUCUACAACUUCAAACGGGACUGCUACAGAGCGAGCCCUUGCCUCAGCUACCCCUGUCAGAACGGAGGAACAUGCCAGGAGGCCAGCAACAGCACAUACGCCUGUCAGUGUGCAGAGGGCUUUGAGGGCUCAAACUGCGAGGUGGAGAAAACACCAAGCGGAGGACUGGAAACCAAGUGGAUCAUCCUGAUCGCGGUCCUGGCCGCUGUCGCCGUCAUCGCCAUCGUGACCGCCAUCGCGUGCGCUUGCAGACAGAGAUCCAAGUCACAAGUUUAUGUAAUUCAGAAGCAGCAGUCGUCUCACAGUGGGAAAAACAAGCACAAGAAGGAGCUCAGCCUGACGUCAACAAGCGUCCCAUAUAAAAACAUAGAUGACCAAAGGAAUGAUAAAGUGACUCCUAUGUGAUGACGUGUGUAACCUGAAUGUAACAAACACCUGCUGUAUGAGGCCAACAUUAACAAUAUGUUCUGAAUCAUAUUCAUUCGGCCUCCAAAGAAUAAAACUCUGUCAGAAAUGAAGGAAGUCUUGUGAGAGUUGUGAAUAUUAUAGAUAUUGUUCAUACGCCCAUGUUUUGCUACUUAACUUGUGCUUUUGAAGAUGUAAUUUUAGUGUGCAUUUAAUUAACAGAGAAGUGGAAAUCUCUCUGUGUGCCAUUUUAAGUGUAUAUGUAUUUUUGGAAUGAAAUGCGUGCAAAAAAAAGUGUUUGUCUUUGUUAAAACGUUAAGUGUUUUUAAUUCUUACAGAUAAGAAAUAUUUUGACCAUUCCCAUGCACCUAUAUACUCAAGACAAGACAAUCUAUUUAUUUAGAUUAAUCGUAUACUUUUUUAUCUCUAAUUUGCAUUCAUCAAAUAUUUUGUAUCACAGAGCCCCAAAAUGUUCCAGAACAUUUCCAUCUGCCUUUCAUCCAAUACUCUGAAGGGAAGUAAAAAAUAAAAGCUCAUUCAACCAUU
Molecule: messenger RNA, 16770 nt
Organism: Perca fluviatilis (European perch)
Lineage: Eukaryota; Metazoa; Chordata; Actinopteri; Perciformes; Percidae
Gene: zanl
Product: zonadhesin, like
Cellular component (GO): membrane
Molecular function (GO): protein binding
Source: RefSeq, a predicted model, not a curated record